Epinephelus fuscoguttatus (brown-marbled grouper) is the source of this 3783-nucleotide messenger RNA. RefSeq names its product solute carrier family 26 member 6-like. Gene Ontology annotation, cellular component: membrane. Gene Ontology annotation, molecular function: secondary active sulfate transmembrane transporter activity; oxalate transmembrane transporter activity; chloride transmembrane transporter activity. Gene Ontology annotation, biological process: transmembrane transport. NCBI's taxonomy places the organism in Eukaryota, Metazoa, Chordata, Actinopteri, Perciformes, Serranidae. The coding region runs from base 191 to 2206 and encodes 671 amino acids. The record is from RefSeq and is a predicted model, not a curated record. The transcript is spliced from 18 exons.
GGUUGGCCCCUCUCAUUGCUCUGGUUUGUUUUGGUUACCUACACAGUUACUACUACUCUUCUUUGUCAUGUAACUUCAUACACACAUUUUAUACACAUAAAGAAAAGUGCAAGAGGAACAUUAAACACCCAGUACUGUGGCAGGAACAAAGUGAAACUUAACUGCCAGGAAUCUUUGACACUAAUUUCAGAUGGACAGCAUUGAGCAAAAUGGCCUUCCUCACUUCAGGCAGCCUUAUCUCGCUGUUGCCCUGGACGAAGCUCAGCUGGAUGUCCUCGGUCAGCGGGUAGAAAAGAAGUCCCUGUCAAUUUUGGAGAGGUUGAAGGCACUAUGUUGGUGUUCGGGUACCAGGUUGAAGAGCUUCCUGCUGGGCUUUUUCCCUGUCUUGUCAUGGCUGCCUCGCUACUCCAUCAGAGAAAACGCCAUUGGAGACCUGGUGUCUGGAGUCAGUGUUGGGAUCAUGCACUUGCCACAGGGUAUGGCCAACGCCAUGUUGGUAGGAGUUCCUCCAGUCUUUGGUCUCUACACUUCUCUCUAUCCUCUGAUCAUCUACUUCAUCUUUGGCACCUCCCGACACCUCUCCAUUGGUACUUUUGCCGUCCUGGCCAUCAUGAUUGGGUCUGUGACAGCCAACGUGGAGUUGCUUAGCGACGGUGUUGAAGAGAGUCAGAUUAAUGUGGAAGCGGCCAAAGUAAACGUGGCUGUACAAGUCACCGUCCUCUGUGGCCUCAUACAGCUCCUAGUGUACCUGCUGCGUGGAGGCGGUGUGUGUCGCUGGCUGUCUGAUCCUGUAAUCAGAGGCUACACCACAGCAGCAGGUCUGCAUGUUAUCAUCCUGCAGCUGCCGCUGUUGACUGGAAUACCUGCACAAAGACACACUGGACUGCUCGCUUCAGCUUGGACUUUAAAGGAUGUUCUGCAAGGAGUGGCCAAAGCUGUUCCAGGAGUGCUGUCAGUCUCUGCGGUUUCCAUGGUGAUACUCAUCGUAGGCAAGGUGCUGAAUGAGCGCUUUAAGAACAAGCUGCCUGUCGCCAUACCAUGGGAACUUAUAUUGAUUGUCCUGGGCACCAUCCUGUCAGUGCAGAUGGAUCUGGUUGGACAGCACACAGUCCAGGUGGUGGGACACAUACCCAGUGGCCUGUCCUCCCCAGUCCUUCCCUCCCUCUCUCAGGCCAAAGAGCUGUUCAUCCCAGCUCUAUCUGUGGCUCUGGUUGGCUUCAGUUUCCUCUCAGCCAUGGGCUCAGUGUUCGCCAACAAACACAGCUACCAGGUGGACUCCAGUCAGGACCUGCUGGCUCUGGGUUUGUGUAACACCAUAGGAGGAAUGUUCCAGUGCUUCGCUGUGAGCUGCUCCUUCUCUCGCAGUAUGGUCCAGGAUAGCAUUGGUGUCAAAUCACAGAUGGCCAGUUUGAUAUCAGCUCUCGUGAUUUUAACCAUCCUGUUGAAGAUCGGCCAUCUCUUUGAGCAGCUGCCAAAGGCAGUGUUGGCAGUCAUCAUUGUGGUGAACCUGCAAGGGAUCCUGGCUCAGUUUAAAGAUGUGUGUGUGCUCUGGAAAUCUGACAGAUUAGACCUGUUGGUGUGGGUAGCCUCACUGAUUUCCACGCUUGUCUUUAACCUGGACCUGGGUCUGGCUGUGGCUGUCGUCUUCUCUCUGCUCACACUCAUCUAUAGGACACAACACUCCUCCACUGUUGUUUUGGGUCGUAUUCCUGGUACAGACUGUUACAGAGACGUGGGACUCUACACUGAGGCAAAGCGAGUUCCUGGAGUGACUAUACUUUCCUUUUCCAGUCCUAUUUACUUUGCCAGCUCUGAAGUGGUCUUCACACAGAUCAGACAGACAGUGAGUUGUGAUCAGAAGGAAAACCCAGCUGGAGUCCACACCUCCUCCUCCUCCUCCUCCUCAGCCCAAACAUCGACACACACUCAUUGCUUGGUUCUGGAUCUCAGCUCAGUCACCUUCAUGGACUCUGUGGCCAUGCCAGCACUUUGCAAGGUUGUAGAAGACUUGGAAGUCCAGGGUGUCAGUGUGUUUCUGGCAGCGUGCCCAGAGAGAGUUUUAUCCCAGCUCCAAACCCAGGGCUGUAUACCAGACAGUCUGCCCAGCUCCUGUCUCUUCCCAUCGGUCCAUCAUGCUGUCCAGCGCUGCCUCAGUAUCCUGCCCAAGCCCCUGGAGGAAAUCAGUCCAUACACAAGUGAAUGUUGAACCGACACCAUUUCUGCUUUUGAAUGUAAAUUACAGGACAGUUAUGUCAUCUCACUGUAACGAGAGGGCAGAAAGAAGCAUCCCGGGGUGAUAGUAUAAAGGUUUUAAGAUGACAGACAGAACAAUCAAUAAACAAACUUACUCUUAUUUUGAAAGAAAGCCAUCAGCACUUUUUACAAUAUGUAUAUGUGUACACUUCUCAAACAUUUCUUAACAAUAAAUGUAAUUGUUUCCCAGUUUCCAUCAUUACUGACCUCUUUAUCAUGAAGUAUAAGACUGCCCAGCUGCCAAUAGAACGCUGUUAGCAGAGCUCUGGGCCCAGCUCGCUUUUUCUGCGAUGGGACUCGAACCUACAAUCCCCAGCUGAGGAGGCCAAUGUCAUAUUAAAGGGGCAGUUCACCCAAAAAUAAAAAACCACAAGACAAGCACCAUCUAGUUCCUUUGAAUUCAAGAGAAGGCAAACACCUCUACAGGCGACAUGUCCAACUCACACCAAAAUAAUAUAGAUUGAUAACUAGCACCAUGGGUAAGCAUGUGUUUUUGAUUUUGUGAUAAACUGGCCCUUUAAGUAUGUCAUUCAUGAUAUUAAGGAUAUUGUUUGUAAUCAAGUCUGCUUUUUUCACAUGAAUGCGUGCAUAGCCAGAUCUGAAAACCUGAAGUUGACACAGGCUGUUAAUUACCAGCUUCAUGAUACCAAUUAUCAAAGCUCACCAAUGUUCGGCUCAGUGAAGCCAGAUAACACAUGAGACAUUAUUUCAGAUCAUUAAAUCAUUGAUACAUUACGACUGACUGUGUUGGUGUAAUCCAUGUCAGUCAGAAAGCAGUUGAAGAGAAGUCUCUGUAAAACACUGUUAGCACAGGACAGUCAUGGGCCAUUGUCUGCUGGGUUACUAGCCCAACACAGCUAUAGUGUCAUGCUACUGUCCACCACCCCAGAUGGGACUCGAACCCACAAUCCCUGGCUUAGGAGGCCAGUGCCUUAUCCAUUAGGCCACUGGGGCUACAGUAACACAAAUUGUGGAGAGUCAAUAGAUGAGAAAACAUGAGCAGCCGUGGAGAGUCAAUAGACGAGAAAACAUGAGCAGCCAUGGCUCUGUAAGCAGUAAACAGGCCAGUACAAGACUAUUUCCAAAUUAAUUCAUCGUCCACUUUCGCAAUAACUAAAUCUGUGUUGGGCAAUAACUAAAUCUGUGUUGGGCAAUAAUUAAAUCUGUGUUGGGCAAUAACUGUGGAGAGAUAUGAUAACUUUGAAUCUGAAACACUUAAUGAGUUGCUCAGUCUCUGGAAUGACGGCUUCUUACAGUUACACAAUAACAUACACACACAACAAAAUAGAUCUACACUCCUUUAGCUACAUACCGAAGAUGGGAGUUGACAUUGUUUUCAUAAUUGCAUCAGUCAUCAGUGUCUAUCCUGUCAUGUAUGUGUGUUUUGGAUUAAGUGAUAAUGACAGUGUUAGUUUACUGUAAGUGGCUGAAGUAGGCAGUGACAGUGACAGAAAAUAUGUGACUGUCCUUCCUUCUGUUUGUUGUUUUUUUGAUUAGAUUAUCUUUAUUUCCAACUUUAUUUGUAAUAAA